Messenger RNA from Galdieria sulphuraria, 569 nucleotides. RefSeq lists its product as uncharacterized. The record is from RefSeq and is a predicted model, not a curated record. The transcript is spliced from 2 exons. Bases 102 to 503 code for a protein of 133 amino acids. NCBI's taxonomy places the organism in Eukaryota, Rhodophyta, Bangiophyceae, Galdieriales, Galdieriaceae.
GGGAAAAAAUGCCAUGCGCGCCCAUUUCUUUGGGUUCUCUGUCCAAUUCUCUCUUCUGCUUCAGACAUUCUUUCAUUUUCCAUUCCACAUUAGCCAGAAUAAUGGGUAGUCUCGAAAAACACUCAGAAACCCCUUCCUCUGGACUGUCACGUGUUUCAGAAACUAUAAAAAAAUUCGGUGGUGCUGGUAGUUUCCAGCCUACAGACUACGUAGGCAAAACGGUUUCUGCUAAAGCAAAGAAAUUCGAAAGAAUUGCAAAGGGACAAAAAGGAUACGUGGAACAAAGAGAAGAAGAACGUAGAGCGAAAGAGCAAAAGGAGAAAAUGUUGCAAGAAACCAAAACCACCAGUAUCCAGGAUAAGCUGGAAAAGUUUGGAGGUGCCGUGAAAAGAGACAAUUUGGAAACAGCGGAGGAAAAGAUACCCAAAAUAGAAGAAAAAACAAUUCCCACUGUAAAAGAAUUAACUAAAAAGUUUAGCAACACAACAGUUAAGAGUCAAUAAACAAAUGGAUUCAGAUGUUUUCCGUAUAUCCUUUUUUGUUUCAUAUGAUGCAAUUUCCAUUUGGGA